Messenger RNA from Actinia tenebrosa (Australian red waratah sea anemone), 3066 nucleotides. RefSeq names its product gamma-aminobutyric acid type B receptor subunit 2. NCBI's taxonomy places the organism in Eukaryota, Metazoa, Cnidaria, Anthozoa, Actiniaria, Actiniidae. The record is from RefSeq and is a predicted model, not a curated record. Gene Ontology annotation, cellular component: G protein-coupled receptor heterodimeric complex; membrane. Gene Ontology annotation, molecular function: G protein-coupled GABA receptor activity. Gene Ontology annotation, biological process: G protein-coupled receptor signaling pathway; gamma-aminobutyric acid signaling pathway.
ACAGCAGACGAAUACAUACAAAAAUUGGCUGAUAUGGCGAGCGGAAAUCAAAAAAAAGACCGUUCUUCGUUAGUCCACAGUUCCUUUUCCUUUGAUGCAUUUUGGGCCGUUGCUAUAGCUUUGAAUAACUCGAUCAAAACUUUAGACAAACGUAACAUAACCUUUGGAAGUAGAGCUGCCAAUAAAGUAGUGUUUGAAGAAUUCAGUAAAGUGGAGUUUAAAGGUAUAGGGGGUCCAUACUCUUAUUCCAACAGUUCGAAAACGAGAGACGGGACAAUUGCAAUAUUUCAGUUCAAAGAAGAAAAGAAAGUCCGGAUUGGUUUACAUGUUAAAAGAACAAAUCAGCUGACAUUUUUUAAUGAUACAAGCAAUCUGUGGCAAAAUGGUGCCGCACCCAAGGACAGUUCUACCGUCAGGAUAGUUGUCCUAACAAUUGACUCCAGAUUAUAUCUAACCGUGUCCACGGCGGCUUCAAUCGGCAUCUUACUGGGCAUUCUCUUAUUUACGUUCAAUUUGGUCUACGGAAAAUACAAAUUUAUCAAGUUAUCCGCGCCAUUAUUCAACAACAUUAUCGCCAGUGGAUGCAUCAUGUGUCUCACGUCUAUCUUCUUGUUUGGAGUUCAUGAUAUCUCAAACCCGGAAACUAACUUCGCUCUGGUUUGCAAGGCGAGAGCUUGGACUCUUACAAUUGGAUUCUCCUGCGCUUUUGGUGCGAUGUUUGUCAAAACCUGGAGAAUUUAUAAGAUAUGCACAAAUAAGAAGCUGCGAGUCAAGCUGGGUCCUUUAUCAGACUGGUAUCUACUAUCCCUUGUUGGUAUAAUCGUCGUUAUUGACCUUAUCAUCCUUAUCACGUGGGAACUAAGUGAUCCCAUCCAACACAAAGAGUUAAUAAUCGAUGAAAAUAGAAAAGAACCUGGUCAAACGUUCGUCUUAUUUACGGAUAUCAUCAGGACGUGUCACGCCGAGAACAUGGUCGUAUGGUUGACGAUAAUCUACGUUUACAAGGGAAUUCUUAUUCUCUACGGUCUUUUCCUUGCCUAUGAAACACGUAACGUUAUAUACGCACACCUGAACGAUUCGAGAGUCAUUGGGAUAUGUGUGUACAAUGUUGUCGUGCUAUCCGUGGUCGGCGCGUUUUUAUCACUUCUUUUGGAAUUCAAAAACUAUAAAGAAAUGUAUAUCGUAUUAUCAGUCUGUAUUAUUUUCCCAGCGGUAGCUACUAUCUGUCUUAUAAUGUUCCCAAAGGUGGCGUAUCGUUGUAAAACAAAUAACCUCGACGAUACGGAAACAAUAGCAAACGGGAUGACGACCGUACGCGCAUCAUUUGACGUCACAAGCACGUGUCGUCCAGUCAAUCCACAUCCCCCACAACCAGCACCGAGGGUCGAAAACACUCUACAGCCAACGUCGACCAAAGCCGCCGUACAAUUCUCAUAUCAGAAUGGAAUUGAUGAUGCACCAAGCGAAUCUCCUAAAUCUUCAAGCCAUUUGAGUAAGCGCGAAGUAUAGAUAUAGUAUUAAAUAAUAAUAAUAAUAAUAAUAAAUGAUAAUUAUGAUAUAAUAUAUAGUGUACUUAUAAUAUAUUAUCAUCACAAUGCUAGAACAUAGUGUCAAAGGUCAAUAGUCCCCUUCACAGUUCCCUGCGCCAUCUUGAAAGGUAGCCGUGCCUUUGCAUCGAAACGAGACGAACGGUGAGCUUGCAAUGAUAGACACCUUUUUUAACGCCUUGAACAAUGAUUCACAUGUCUCUGUCAUUGCAAGCUCACCAUUCGUCUUGCUUCGAUGCAAAGGCACAGCUACCUUUCAAGAUGGCGCAGGGAACUGUAAAGGGGACUAUUUGGGAGAUUUUUUAAAAACUGGCCUUCGACCAAGUGCUUGGUGCCCGAGCAAGUCAUAGGGAUCUACGACGGUCAACCAGAAGUGUAAAUAAUUUCACUUUUGGGUCUCGCACCUUCAAAGUCUGUCUUCCUUGUGGAUGAUUUGACUUUCCUGGCAAUUUCUUGAGUGAAAUCUCCAAUAAACAGAACCCAAAAAAUAAAUUAUUUAAACUUCCGGUGGACGUCGCCAUCGUAGAUUUUGCAGUCUCUUUUAGACAGUUACUGGACGGGCUGAAAGACAGUCACGUGUUACUUGCCGCAGAGCAAAUAGCCCGCGUAGCGGCUCUAGGGGAUUGGUGACGAGUGAAAAGGGAAGGGGAGAGGGGGAAAACCAAGGGGAUGAGUGGAGGCUCUCCUUUCUCUCUUCCCCCUUCCCUUUUCACUCUUCCCCAAUCCCCUAAAGCCGCCACGCGGGCUAGAGACCAAAAGAAGCGGGCUCUAGGAACAAGAUUACGUCUUGGAGGCCUAGUUGAUAAUGAAAUACUUUUCCAAUUGACAGUCUGUUAAUGAAGUAUGUAUAUAUUCUAAGAAUACGUCAAGUGUAAAUAACUACAUUUAUUUACCAUUGAUAGAAACGAGUGAGAGAUUGAGUGGGUAAUUUGUCGCGCGAAUACCGGGCAGAUCGUUUGGGUACACGGUUACCAUAGUGACUUUAGAAUACAAGAGUCUCGAGAAAGUGCUUGCCCAGGCCUCCCGCCAUAAGCUAGUACCCGGUUUCACACKCGUUGUUAUCAAGUGCAAUAUAUAGAGCGCCAAAAAACCUUGUGAAACGAGAAGCGCAAGAAUUUCAAUGGUGAGCGUUGAGCUCUAUUUUUCUCUAACCAUGUCUUAGAGUUGCGAUUGGAAAACGCGUAUCAGUGGAAAACGUCAGAUAUUGACUGACAGCACCUAGCAUUAAAAUGGCUUUCCAAUGUUUUUCUAGUAAUUAAUUAACCAAUCACAACUUGUGGUUGCGGUUACGGAAAGAUACGACACGUUAAUCAGAAGUCCAAUCAAGAAGUUUCUUAUCUUAUACUUGUAACAUAGAAAGGUAGAAUGUUUCACGAGGCUUUGAAGUAGAGUAACACAAUACAGUCCUUUGACUAAACUUUGUCGUUGAUCGGAUCAUCCCUACGCGCCUAGACCGAAAAAGGAUAACGGGUAAAUUACCCAGAACUUGUGUCAUCCAAACUACUCGCCAGUUUAAAUC